CUGGGCCAUCGCGAUCUUGCAGAAGAAAACAUAUUUUGUUUUUGUGGGAGAUUCCGGUCGUUGUUGCUGUUGGGCAUACCCAUCGCUUGCACCGUCUCCCUAAAACACGCAGAAGUGUGUUGUGAACUUUCCUACUUUAGACGCACCAAAAAUCUGUAAAAUGUUAGUGCACAGUUUUUCCGCGAUGGAUCGUCAUGACGGCACCAGCAAUGGGACAGCCAGGCUACCUCAGCUGGGCGGCGUGGGCCAGAGCCCGUACACGAGCGCGCCUCCGCUCUCCCACACACCCAACUCGGACUUCCAGCCUCCGUACUUCCCUCCACCCUACCAGCCUAUCUACCCGCAGUCUCAGGACCCUUACUCACAUGUCAACGACCCCUACUCACUCAACUCGCUACACGCACAACCACAGCCGCAGCACCCGGGCUGGCCGGGUCAGAGGCAGAGUCAGGAAAGCGGCCUGCUGCACCAGCACCGAAGCUUGCCCCAUCAACUGUGCCGGGAGUAUCGCAGGGAGGUGCUGCUGCCGUCCGGACACGGCAUCGACACGGGACUCUCGGACUCUAUCCCUAUCCAUGGAAUACCUCACUCAUUAGAAGACGUUCAGGCCGUUGAGGAUCAAGGAAUCCACAUUCCCGACCAGACUGUAAUUAAAAAAGGUCCAGUGUCUUUAUCCAAGAACAACAACGUGUCCAUCCCAGUCAAUAAGGAUGGUCUUUUCGGUGGGGUAGUAAACCCCAAUGAGGUCUUUUGCUCGGUUCCGGGUCGUUUGUCUCUGCUCAGCUCCACAUCAAAGUACAAGGUCACGGUGGCCGAAGUGCAGAGACGCCUCUCACCGCCUGAGUGCCUGAACGCCUCGCUGCUGGGCGGGGUGCUGAGGAGGGCCAAGUCUAAAAACGGUGGGAGAUCCUUGAGGGAGAAGCUGGAUAAAAUCGGCUUGAAUUUACCUGCGGGCAGACGCAAGGCAGCUAACGUCACCUUGCUGACGUCACUCGUAGAAGGCGAAGCCGUGCAUCUUGCCAGAGACUUUGGUUAUGUCUGUGAGACUGAGUUUCCAGCCAAGGCAGUAGCUGAAUAUGUAAACCGUCAGCAUUCCGAUCCAAAUGAACAAGUCCAAAGAAAAAACAUGCUAUUGGCCACAAAGCAAGUGUGCAAAGAGUUCACAGACCUGUUGUCGCAGGACCGCUCGCCAUUGGGUAACUCACGGCCGCAGCCGAUCCUCGAACCGGGAAUCCAGAGCUGCUUGACCCACUUCAGUCUCAUCUCACACGGUUUCGGCACGCCGGCCUUGUGUGCGGCAGUCACGGCGCUGCAGAACUAUCUUACCGAGGCAAUCAAAGCCAUGGACAAAAUGUACCUCAACAACAACCCCAACAGUCACUCAGAUAACGGCACUAAAGGCGGAGACAAAGACGAGAAGCACAGAAAGUGACGCUACCAUCUGCUUCCAGGGCCCACAUUUCCACCUGCUCAAUUUUCCCGUUCCCACCCACGUCCAUUCAAUAUAAAUAUUAUAAAUACCAUAUAAAUACUAUUGAUAAAGUUGACCGUGCCACUUCCAGACCUGUUUUGCGUCUUUCCUUUUUACGCACCACUUCUUUGGAAUCAUAAGAGGCCAUCCUCGUCUUCUUAUUAAAAAAUAAAAAGAACGCUGCAAAGGAACAGCUCCAGGAAGGAAAACAUUUUGUUGUUGCCUCACACAGAGAGAACUUUUUUAUGUACUCUCCCCUCUUUAUUUUUAUGAGCUACAAAGACUGAAAUCCUGCAAGCCCAUUUACUUCUCAAUUUGCUGAUUGUGACACGAACUCUCAACGCAAGAAAAAAGCUGAACACGGAUGAAUUCUUAUCAGUAUUGUGAAUAAAUAUGAACUCUCCAACAGAUCUCCAUCAGUUGUACUCCUCCAAGUGACCAACUUGAACUUUUUUUUUGAAUUUCAACACGAUUCGCGGUUAUAUAAGGGAAUCAGUGUUCAUGUAUGUAUAUAUUUAUUUAUGUGUAAUUUAAUGGGAAUUGUAAAUAUGGUGCGUCUGUUCUUUUUUAUUUAUCUGGUGCCUCCUUGUUUUAGUGGGUUUUGACUAUUUGGUUAGUUCUUCAUGUGAUUUUAUGGUUCUUAGAAAAACUGAAGUUUUUGGGGUAUUUUUUUAUUUCUCUGGGAUAUAUUUCAAUUCAGCCCUCUUGUAGCAUGUUGAGGCGACAUUGAAGCAAAGUGAACAAAUUGACCAGAAAUAAAACUUCAAUUUCA
Messenger RNA from Boleophthalmus pectinirostris (great blue-spotted mudskipper), 2243 nucleotides. RefSeq names its product transcription factor AP-2 alpha (gene tfap2a). Gene Ontology annotation, cellular component: nucleus. Lineage: Eukaryota; Metazoa; Chordata; Actinopteri; Gobiiformes; Gobiidae. The coding region runs from base 161 to 1432 and encodes 423 amino acids. The record is from RefSeq and is a predicted model, not a curated record. Gene Ontology annotation, molecular function: DNA-binding transcription factor activity, RNA polymerase II-specific; RNA polymerase II transcription regulatory region sequence-specific DNA binding. Gene Ontology annotation, biological process: regulation of cell population proliferation; regulation of transcription by RNA polymerase II; anatomical structure development. The transcript has 7 exons.